Molecule: messenger RNA, 4738 nt
Organism: Lytechinus pictus (painted urchin)
Lineage: Eukaryota; Metazoa; Echinodermata; Echinoidea; Temnopleuroida; Toxopneustidae
Product: ATP-binding cassette sub-family C member 5-like
Exons: 19
Coding region: 27-3014 (995 amino acids)
Biological process (GO): transmembrane transport
Cellular component (GO): membrane
Molecular function (GO): ATP hydrolysis activity; ABC-type transporter activity; ATP binding
Source: RefSeq, a predicted model, not a curated record
UCACACUGAUAUCUUUGUUGAAUGUGAUGAGAGUUGUUCUGGGACCAACCCCAUUUGCUGUGAGGAUGUUAGCCGAAUCUAACGUAGCCCUGCAUCGUCUAAAGGAAAUCAUGAUUCUGGAAAGGAUGAGACCAAACGAGGUGCUGGAAGAUAGCAGUGACAACAUGUUGGAGAUAAAAGGUGGUACGUUCGGCUGGGAUGCUAUCACAACUGAGAAUUCAGGAGAGAUGGAGAUGGAGAGGGGACCGAGAAGGGAACGCCACAAUAAAGAUGGGAAAGACGAUUUGGAAAAGAGAGUAGAAAAUGGAAAAAGCCCAGAUAAAGGUAUAAACCCAGAUCAUUCUAAUUCAUCGAAUGGCCACCUGACUUCGGAAAAUGGCGUAUCAAGCUUUAAGUCAGCCAAAAUCACACCAGCUCUUUUUGAUCUCGACUUCAAACUCAAGAAGGGGACUUUGAAUGGUGUAUGCGGUCUGGUCGGAAGCGGUAAAUCCUCUCUCAUCUCCGCCAUAUUGGGUGAAAUGGAGAAGAUAAGCGGAAGCUGCAAGGUCAAAGGUCGAUUCGCGUACGUGGCCCAAGAGGCGUGGAUUUUCAACGCAACGGUACAAGACAAUAUCCUCUUCGGUAAGAAAAUGGAUGCGAAGCGGUACGACGCGGUGUUGACCGCAUGCAGUCUCAAAACGGAUAUGGAGAUACUCAUGGAUGGCGAUCAGACCGAGAUCGGCGAGAGGGGGGUCAAUCUUAGUGGUGGUCAAAAGCAAAGGAUCAGCUUAGCCAGAGCCGUAUACGCUGAUCACGAUGUAUAUCUCUUGGACGAUCCGUUGAGCGCCGUCGACGCCCACGUCGGUGAACAGAUUUUCAACCGCUGCAUCAAGGGAGCCCUCAAGGAUAAGACAGUCCUCUUCGUGACGCAUCAGUUACAGUUUCUUCAGGACUGUGACACGAUCUCGGUCCUAAUAGAAGGAAGACUAGCCGAGAAGGGAACACAUCGUACGCUGAUGGAUGAGGGUGGUGAGUACGCUCGGCUCAUCACGGCGCAUUACACCAAACCACAGGAAGAAGAACCACCGAAGGCUGAGGAACCGAUGUCACCAAAACUUAAACGACGGAUCAGUCGUCAUAAAUCAAUCAGCCGCAGCGUGACUAGUGAGGUGGAGGGUGAGAGUAUGAAUUCAAUCGAAGAAGUUGGACAGCUGACCAAGGCGGAGGAGACUGGCGAUGCUAAGCUGAGCUGGCAAUCAUAUCACGGAUACAUUCAAGCGAUGGGAGGAUACUGUAAUGCUAUCGUGAUCGUUGUAUCAUAUUUCUUUGUGAUUGGUCUGUUGACGGCGAACACGUGGUGGCUUAGUUAUUGGAUUGAAACCAGUUUGAACAGACCAUACAAUGAGACUCUGGGUGAUCCUAUACCAACUCUGGUCAAUGAUCCUCGAUUAGGAUUCUACAUGGGAAUCUACGGUGGAUCACUGUUGGUCAUCUUGAUCUUAGCAUUACUCAAGAGCGUUGUCUACUCAAAGUUGACGAUGCGCGCAUCAUCCAGAUUACACAACACACUCUUCAGUAAAGUGCUGAGAAGUCCAAUGAGUUUCUUCGAUACAACCCCGACAGGAAGAAUUCUCAACAGGUUCUCGAAGGAUAUGGAUGAGUUGGACGUCUUGCUCCCGAUCAACCUCGAAUUGUCUUUGAUGAGCCUCUCGUUGAUCACCGCCUCUCUCUUAACCAUCUCCGCGGUCUUCCCGUACUUCCUAGCCGCCGUCGUCCCAAUCCUCAUCGUCUUCUAUCUCAUCAUGAACUUCUACCGGAGGGGCGUCAACAAUCUGAAGCAAAUCGAGAACGUUAGCCGAUCACCAUGGUUUUCACAUAUCGGCUCGACGGCGAUGGGAUUGACGACCAUCCAUGCUUACGAUAAAACCAAAGAAAUGAUCGAUAAGUUCAUCUACCUUCUCGAUAUCAACGCCCACCCGAUGAUGUUGUUUCGCAUGGCUAGUCGAUGGGCGGGAGCUCGACUCGAGAUCCUCGUCGUCCUGAUCGUCACCGGGACCAAUCUCAUGGCCGUCCUAACCAAAGGUACUCUUUCGACGUCGACUGCUGGACUUGCCAUCUCGUACGCGAUACAGUUGACCGGUAUGUUCCAGCUUUUAAUGAGCACACUGGCUGAGACGGAAGGAAGAUUCUUCUCGGCAGAAAGAAUACUUGAAUAUAACAGGUCACUCGAGGAUGAGGGGCCGGAAGUGGUGCCGGAUAACCGACCUCCCAAGGACUGGCCAAGUGAGGGUGCAAUCCGAUUCGACAGCUAUCGGAUGAGAUAUCGUGAAGAGCUCCCUCUGGUUCUAAAGAAUGUCAAAUGCAAGAUUCGGGCCGGGGAGAAAAUCGGCAUUGUUGGUCGCACCGGGUCAGGUAAAUCUACGAUCAGCGUGGCGUUGUUCAGGCUCGUAGAAGCCGAUGACGGGCAGAUAACCAUUGACGGUCUCGACAUCAGUACGAUUGGCCUUACCGAUCUACGAUCUAAGAUUUCAAUCAUUCCUCAGGACCCAGUACUCUUCAUCGGGACUGUCAGGUACAAUUUGGAUCCGUUCAGUGAGCGAAGUGAUAAGGAAUUAUGGGAGGCACUGGAGCAGGCAUACAUGAAAGAUAAGAUUAGUGUUCUCGAUCAUCAGUUGGAAGCUCCCGUUACCGAGGGAGGAGAUAACUUCUCUGUGGGAGAGCGGCAACUUCUCUGCAUGGCCAGGGCUCUUCUUAGAAACAGCAAGAUUUUGUUCUUGGAUGAGGCAACGGCAGCCAUUGAUACUGACACUGAUAGCCUGAUACAGCAAACGAUAAGAACAGCAUUUAGUAACUGUACCACUCUUACUAUAGCUCAUCGACUCAAUACAGUACUUGACUCAGAUAGAAUACUCGUCAUGGACGAUGGAAGGGUUGCUGAAUUCGAUACCCCUUCUACCUUACGAAGCAAUCCAAAUUCUAUAUUCAGUGGAAUGGUGGCUGCAGCCGAGGCACAAAAAGAUGGAAUUGUGGCCUGAAGUCAACGACUACAAUUGGACUAAAUUUGUAUUACUAUUCUGUAUAAUAUUUUCGUAAUAAUCAUAUGAGACAUUUAAUGAUUUUGUGUGAAAACAAUGGUGCUUUCGAUGAUUAAUUAGGGAACAUUGAUGGAAAUGAGAGACCUCGCAAAGUUUGUUUUAUUAUUUCAUGAACGAAAUUAUUUUGUAAUUGUAAACAUUUGUAGCAAAAGUUAAUUUAAACGCAUUUAAUAUUUAAAAGUAUAUAUAUAUAUAUACGGUGUUAUUAUAUAAAGCUUUAUAGAUGUGUAGUGAAGUUGAUAAGAGACUGGGCUGAAAUAAUUGGUGCAAUUUUUUAUUUCAAUGCCAAUUUAUCCUACUUUGGUGUUUGAACUUUGAAAUUAACAUGCGAAUGGUCUUUGGUUGAUGAAAUGAGACCAUUUUGUAAUUUCCCUUGAUUAAUUAAGUAAGAAAUAGUAGAUUACAUUACUAUGUGAAUAAAGUGUAGAUUAUUGUGGUGAACGUGCCGACGAUGGCCGAGAUCUUCUCGACGGGGGCGGAUAUUCCACCCCCGAUCGAUCCCUCCCUCGCCCCCCCCCCCCUCCUCCUCCUCCCUGGCGCGGCUGUGAGAUGGGUCAAAAAUCAAGCGUAACUUGUAAGUAUAAAGGCAACCACACACCUUACCAUUGGUCUGCGACCCGAUUCUAGAAUAAAACAUGAUAAAUUUUGAGGUGAAUGUUAAGACAUGGAACAUCUUACUAUGUUAAGUUCUGAAUCACGAAUAUUUAUUUUCAAAUCUGUGACUAUGCCACCAUCCUUAUCGGAAUAACAGCGAAUUGAAUGUCUAGUCGUAAUUACAUCAUAUUAAUCGUACGAUUGCCCAAGAUUUAAAACCGAUUUGGCAUUUACUCCAAAAUAAAGGCUUGUAAGAUAUCAAAAAUUCUUACAUUAGUAUUCUUACAGUCAAUUUAAACUGCAAAUAAAAAGGUAUUUUUUCACAUUUUUCAGAAAAUAAGCAAAAUGCGAUUUGUCCCAUAAUCGGAUUGUGGACGCGGAUGCAUUUAGGCAAACCAUGUACAAAAAAGUAUUACCCCAUCGUUAACCUACACCAGGGCCCGCUAACAUAAAGAAUAGUGAUUGAUUCUGAUGCUGAUAUGUACGUUUGAUCACAUUGACUACUGUGUAUGAUCAAUGAUAAAAAUUAGCCUCACAGCUAAUCACUGAGAUUUAUGUGACAGGGGACAAGUUCUAUGGCAGAAAAAAAAUUGUCGUUAUGAAUCAUUCGUGUUUUUAUUUUUGUUGUCUCUCGCUUCUGCCCUCGUGUAAUAUUAUGAUCCUCAUCAUGACAGAUUACUCUAUAAUCUUGUUUCAUAAUAAUAAUAAUGAUACAAUGAUUUACAAAUAUAAUUGAUUUAUUAGACAAUCAUUUUAGGAUGUUUCGGCAUAUUACUGAAAAAUCGAUCUUGCAAAGAAAUGCUGCACAAUAUUUUAUUCUGUCAAACAAGAGGAUUAAAUCCUCUUGUAAAUUUGAUUUGGUCUGACCAUCUCAUCUCUCUGUUGAUUAUUUCACUGCAUGUUGCAUUGGGUAUAUGUUGUUGUGUUUUGUAUUUUGUAUUUCAUUUUGCAUUAAAAUAUGUUGCAAUUUAGCAAUUGCAAUGAAUGCUGCUUUUUGUACGCUGUACGUUGUGAUUUUUGAUGAUAUAAAAUGUAAUUGAUAAAUUAAAUAUGGUUCUCUAAAAAUUCAA